Messenger RNA from Chondrus crispus (carragheen), 303 nucleotides. RefSeq lists its product as hypothetical. Bases 1 to 303 code for a protein of 100 amino acids. Lineage: Eukaryota; Rhodophyta; Florideophyceae; Gigartinales; Gigartinaceae. The transcript has a single exon. The record is from RefSeq and is a predicted model, not a curated record.
AUGAUUUUGCUGUUGGACGCCGGGCGGCCGUGGCGUCAUCGCGGGAGCGGUCUCCUCUGGUGCUUGUGUUUCGUGUUUGGGACAGGACACUUGGGAUGCUCGGACCACUGUACCACAUCACACUCGUGUAGUGAAGGGCGGAGGAUGGGGUGUGCGGUUUGGUGGGUUAGAUACAAACGACCCCCUCUCCCUCCCUGUGCGAUCGCUUUUUUGCGAUUCGAAAACACAGUUUUUUUCUUUUGGGGCGACGGAGUUGUUUCUAUUGGCUGUUACCUCCUUUUUCAGUGCUAUUACAGUAGGUAG